CCUAAUGGGGCUCAUCUCUGAUCUCACACUUUAAGUCUCCCAGAAUUCAGGCGAUCUGGUGCAGAAGACCGAUCCAGUAAAUUAACCCGUCCCUAGUUGUCGCAAAUUUGCUUCUUUACUGUGGAAUUGGCAAAGGACCACGAUGGAGCUAGUUAGUGCAGACAUCAGAAACUGGUGGAAGGCAUGGGACUUGCGGUUGGUUGUCCUCUUCAGCGGCCUCCUGCAGGUAAUACUUGUCAUCACGGGCAGCCGAAGGAAGUCCAUUAAUAAAUCCCCCCUUAAAGCCUUAGUGUGGUCCAUCUACCUAACUGCUGACUCGGUCGCAACUCUUGCCCUGGGCAUCCUCUCGAACCGGCUAGCAAACAUCAAGGAGGCGACCGGGAAGAUUGAUCCCAAUGACCAGCUCAUCGCGUUCUGGUCCCCAUUCCUCUUGCUCCACCUCGGUGGCCCCGACACAAUCACGGCAUACUCCUUGGAAGACAACGAGUUGUGGCUCCGUCACUUUGCUCGGCUGGUCGUGCAGACCGGGCUGGCAUGCUACAUAUUUUUCCUGGCCCUGACGGGGUCCCCCCUCUCAGUCCUGGCCUCGGUCAUGAUCGUCGUGGGGUUCAUCAAGUACGGAGAGCGGACCCUAUCCCUAUACUUGGCUAGCAAGGACCAGCUGCAAGACUCCAUGCAAACUCCUCCUGAAUCGGGUCCCAUAUAUCCCAGAAUAGUGGAACAGCACAGCUUGAGUAGAGAAGAAGGGUACAACGUGUCGGUUGAUAGGGUUAUCGAGGUUCAGGCACCAGAAGACCUUUCCACUGAUGGGGAUGUUCAUGACGAGAAGGCAAGCGAUCUGCUCAAGGCCUCCAGCCUCUUCCAGAUCUUCAAUCUCCUCUUUGUCGACCUGAUCUUGAGCCUCAGUGAUCUCGGCAGCAGUAAGUCCAUGUUCAAGGACAUGGCCUCUGAAAAUGCAUUCAGGAUAAUUGAGAUUGAGCUCAGUUUCAUGUUCGACAUUCUGUACACUAAAGGGAUAAUCCUAUACAAACGUUGGGGUAUCCUUGGGCGCAUUAUAACUCUUUGUUUAACCUGUGGUGUGCUCGUGUUUUUCUUCGUGGCUGAGUGGAAGAACUACACGAGAGUCGAUAUAUGCGUAACUUUCUCUCUUCUUGGCAUAGCUAUUCUGCUGGAGAUAUACAGCAUCUUGCUAAUGGUUUCAUCCGAUUGGGCAAGGGUGUGGGCUCUCAGAAACCGAAAUCGAUAUGAAGCUAAGGUCAUUGAUUCUCUUCAGUUUUGCCGACAACCCAGGUGGUCGAACACAGUGGCACAAUUUAGCCUUCUGCGGCUGUCUCUUAGCCAAAAACCUUGGAUACUCCAGAACUCGCCAAAGCUAGCAAAGUUCUAUGGGAAGCUGCAAAUAUACUUCAAUAUAUCCUACAAGCCCUUCCAGAACAACAUGAAGGAGUGGAUUUGCAGCCAUCUGAAGGAGAAAGCGGAACUGCUCAAUCCUUCCAACAUAAGGGGGGCUGACGUUAGGACGGUGUCUUCAGUUUAUGAAGCUGGUGGUAUCCUCCGAAAGAAGAACCACCACGAAAUGACAUGGAGCACCGACAACAUCGAGUUCGACCAGAGCAUCCUCAUCUGGCACAUCGCCACCGAGCUCUGCCAUUUCUAUGACCGGAAAAGGAUGCGCGAGAGGCACGGUGAAGCCAUGACGAACUACAAGGUGAGCAAGAUAGUCUCGAGGUACAUGCUUUAUCUCCUCGUGAUGCACCCUUCUAUGGUACCAACAGGGAUAGGCCAGCUGCGCUAUGCGGAUACCUCGCUUGAGGCUAAGAAGUAUUUCGAAGACCAAAGGUCUAGGUCGACGAAGCAGGACACGGAGAAUAAAGCAGCCUUGGCUAGGUGGCUUGACAAAAUAUUGAAAAGGAAGCGGGAGAGCGAGAGCGAGAAGAAUUGCUCGUGCAGUGAUGUGUUGCACAGGUCAGCCAAGUCACGGGCUCUCUGCGAAGCUUGCCACUGGUUGCUCGAUGUGAACACCGAGCUCCCUCCACACCACACCAAGGGUGAGAAGAGCAAGUCAGUUCUAUUCGAUGCUUGUGAGCUCGCAUCACAACUGAAGAAAAUCGAUGGUCCAAGGAAGAGAUGGUCAUUGAUCAGCAAGGUGUGGGCAGAGGCGCUUCUGUUUGCGGCUUGCCACUGUGGAGGGUACCAGCACGCAAAGAGACUGAGCAAAGGAGGAGAGCUUUUGAGCCAUGUUUGGCUUCUUAUGGCACACUUAGGCAUCUCCGAGCAAGUGCGAACCUCUGAAGGCCAUGCCAUCGCGAAGCUACUCAGGAAGUAAUGCGAUUUGACAAUGGAAGAAUAACACGAAUAAUAAGUUUUCCCUUACUUUUUUCGACUUUCGAUCCCAAUGCUUAACAUAUUUGGCAUUUUUAUGUAAGAGGUCAUUGUUGGGAA
Molecule: messenger RNA, 2442 nt
Organism: Punica granatum (pomegranate)
Lineage: Eukaryota; Viridiplantae; Streptophyta; Magnoliopsida; Myrtales; Lythraceae
Source: RefSeq, a predicted model, not a curated record